GCGGCGGCGGCGGCGGCGGCUGCUGCUGCUGCUCGGAGGGCCGGGGGAGGCGGAGAGGCGGAGCGGGGCCGCCGCCGCUGGCCGCGCCGCGAUGCCCGGCGGCGCCGGGGGUGGCCUGAGCGCCUAGUGGCCCCGGCUCGCUCCCUCGCGGCAUGGGCGGCAAGCAGAGCACGGCCGGCACCACGGCCGCGGGGCGCUCGCGCGGCGGGCCCUUGGCCGGCGUGGCCAGCGACGACAGCGCGGUGCCGCCGCCCGGGGGAGCCCCCCACUUCGGGCACUACCGCGGCGCGGGCACCGGCGGAGGCGGCAGCUCGGCGAUGGGGCUGCGCAGCCGAUCCGUCAGCUCCGUGGCCGGCGUGGGCGUGGGCGGCGUGGAGCCGGCCGGCGCCGGCAGCGUCCCCUUCGGCCUCUACGCGGCGGCCUCUGCGGCCAGCACCACGGCGGUUUCGGCGGCGGCAGCGGCGGCUUCGCCGGGCGACUCGGAGCUGGGUCCAGGCGGCGGGUCGGGCGCGGACUCCACCCCUUACGCCCAUGGCAACGGUUACCAGGAGACGGGAGGCGGUCACCACAGAGACGGGAUGCUGUACCUGGGCUCGAGGGCCUCGCUGGCCGAUGCUCUACCUCUGCACCUCGGACCCCGGUGGUUCAGUUCACACAGCGGUUUCAAGUGCCCCGUUUGCUCCAAAUCAGUGGCUUCCGAUGAAAUGGAAAUGCACUUUAUCAUGUGUCUGAGCAAACCCCGUCUCUCCUACAAUGAUGACGUGCUAACAAAGGAUUCGGGCGAAUGUGUCAUUUGCCUGGAGGAACUUCUGCAAGGAGACACGAUAGCCCGGCUGCCGUGCCUCUGCAUUUAUCACAAGAGCUGUAUAGAUUCCUGGUUUGAAGUCAACAGAUCCUGCCCAGAACACCCGUCAGAUUGACCGCAGGAUCACACCCGGACCUCUUUCCAGGACAUUUCACCAUCCAUCCUUCUUCCACACACACACCCCAACUUCCUCCAAAACAGCUCUGGGACCCCCCUCCCCAACGGCAGCCUGGGCAUUUUGUGUUCAGUUCUGGACUUCAGAGGCAAAGAAGACCCCAAAAAACAACUGCAAGGCCAUACUUGGGGAGCCAUCCCCCUGUCUGGGCAGGGGGACGAAGGAGGGCAGGAGCCAGUGGCCGCCAGGCCCCCACCCCACAGCUCCGCCAUGAUGUUUGUUUGGGCUAGAUCCGGCCGCUCGAGCGAAACGGAGCACGGCGAGCAUCGGUGCCAUUCCAGGACUCUUCCUUCCUGCCCACACGCAGGGCACACUUUUGCACGAGCGAAGAGGUGGUCUACCCCUCCCUUUUUAUUUUCUUGGAGCAGCAAGGCCAUUUUCCCUGCCCCCCAGUCCUAAGGAGGAGGAGGAGGAGGAGAAUCGGCGUUUUCUGUGGCAAUUUUUGAAGGCGUUGUGUGACUUUUCCAAUGUUUACAAAACAGCCACGUUCGUGUCAACCAACGUACCAGGUGAUGUUUACAGAAGCAGAAUUUUGGAGACCUUUUUCUUCCACCCUUCAUCAACAUCCCCCCCCCCAUUGCCAAAAGUCCUUUUACUCUUUCUUCCUCCUCUUCCUCCCGCCCCUCCUCAACCUCCUUGCUGGCUUCAGGGUCCUUUGCAACUGUCCUGCAACAAGACCAGAACGGUUUUCAGCCCUUUGUGGAGCGCAGGACUGGCCUUUUUUCUUAAAGCAACACACACAGAGGAUACAACACACACACACAAACACACACCCUCUCCCGCCCUGCCAGUCCACCAUUGAGCACGAAGCAAAGACUGGCUGAGCAACAGGGUUGCGGGUGGGGUGGGGAACCUCUUAUGGACGGUUUUGAUCCGCAGGAAAAGUAUAUGUAUUUAUAUAGGAAACAAAAAAACAAAAAAAGAAAACAAACUUUAAAAAUUACAAAAAGCAAAAAAAAAAAAAAAAGCUUGGGAAGGGAACUUCCCCUAUUAGUCAAGUGUUUUGAUAUGGUAUUCAAUAAUG
Molecule: messenger RNA, 2004 nt
Organism: Crotalus tigris (Tiger rattlesnake)
Lineage: Eukaryota; Metazoa; Chordata; Lepidosauria; Squamata; Viperidae
Gene: ZNRF1
Product: zinc and ring finger 1
Exons: 5
Coding region: 153-920 (255 amino acids)
Source: RefSeq, a predicted model, not a curated record